Messenger RNA from Aspergillus pseudotamarii, 820 nucleotides. RefSeq lists its product as uncharacterized. The coding region runs from base 556 to 717 and encodes 53 amino acids. The record is from RefSeq and is a predicted model, not a curated record. The transcript has a single exon. NCBI's taxonomy places the organism in Eukaryota, Fungi, Ascomycota, Eurotiomycetes, Eurotiales, Aspergillaceae.
CCUCGGCACGUGUUGCACUCGGAAUUGAGAACCCCUCACGUGCUGCCUUUGAGAUUUCUCCUACGCUGUCACAUCUUCCCCUCUAAAUACACAUCGGUUUCUCCUAGAGGGUGUUGACAGAAUGUAUCUCCAUGAUAUGACGAGAUGAAAUUCGGUUUGGAGGGAGGAAUCUCCCAUUCCGAUUCCGAUACUGGUUAGUCUUCAGCAUCCUCUGGGGCCGAAACCAAAUCCCGUAUCAAGCCUCAUCCCCCAAUAUCAUAAGAUAGGGCUUCAUUCUUUCUGGAGCAUUACAGCGUAGGAAAACGAGGUGUCGUGUAUAAACAGCGAUCAGUAUUGUUUACUGCGUGAAACAAAAUCCUGAGACACGACACUUGAUUGACUUUUCGGGUGACCCAUGGAAUGUUAACCAAAAUUUUCGGCGCCCAAAGUGCUGCCAAGCAUCACACUCGCCACAUGGGGUAUUGAGUAUUGAGCGGGUCAAACCGCUGGAAUGCUCUUCUCUUUGUACAACUGGACGAAGGAGAGGCUUUUCAACAGUAAUUGUAUCUACAUAGUAUGCUCAAAAGUAGUCUCAUCCUAUCAGACGAUGAAGAAUUUUGGGUCAAUUUCUCACUGGACCCCUUUUUGUAUACUCAGAUGUACAUCAUCGUAUUUAAUCAUUCCUCUACCCACAUUUACUUGGCAACAGCGUUGCUAUUUGCCAAAGCUGGGUUUUAGACCCACCGGUACCAAAAAGAGAUUGAUAUGGCCGUUGGUCAUUUUAUCAUGCUCAUACCAAAACGGAUUCUAUCCAAGAUCAAAGUCCCCCAGAACAUCAUAA